Danio rerio (zebrafish) is the source of this 2606-nucleotide messenger RNA. The record is from RefSeq and is a predicted model, not a curated record. Lineage: Eukaryota; Metazoa; Chordata; Actinopteri; Cypriniformes; Danionidae.
UUUCAUCAACUCAGUCGCUCAGAAAGUUAUCGGUAUCGCAGUCACCAAACGGAAACGCGCGUUCAUUGGGAAUAUCAAAGCUGGACAAGUUGUCAAGGAAUAGACCUUUCUGUUAUCUGAGCUGCUGUUGGGGCAUUUGUGACCUUGACAACCGAAUCUGGAGUGUGUUUGCGCUGGAACGCCAUCAACCGCUGUGUCAUUUGUGGCAGCUAAAUUGAAGGAGCACUCUAAUCGUCUCCCACACGCCUUGCCCCUCACCACAAGCGCGGGACGCCCUGCUCAUUCCACUGUCUGUCUUCCUGCCCACAAACAUCCCAUCAUAAACAAUGACCUGAAGCCAAAUGGCAUCUGCUGCAUGAAGGAUGUUGAUUGCAUUGGCAAAACAUUGCUCUUUUGGGUUAUGCUGUGCUUCGUAAUGGAGCAAAUAUCAUGCAAUAGCUCACAUCGCUGGGAUUCACUUCAUAUGCGAAGAAGCUAAUGUAAAAUAAACAAAAAUGGACCACAAGUAUGGCCUCCUAAGCUGUCCUUAUGAAAAGCUGGAGUACUGCAGAAAUAAGCAAACGAGAGACAGGUGGACGGGUGUAUUGACUUCUAUAGAGAAUAAUAGAGCACAGAAUCAAGUAUGGGGUUUGUGGACACUCGCGUCUGUGCGGAAAAUCAAAAUCUUUAGCUUCCUUUUUGGACUCAUGGUUACUGUUCUUAUCAUGGCAUCCUACAUCUUGACGAGGGACCAGAAAGGGCUCUUUUUAACACCGUCACCGUAUCACUUUACUGUAGUUUCUCAUCAGGUACAGCUCAAUCUGUCCUCCACUACAAACUAUGCUGUUGUGAGGGAAGUGGUGAAGAGCAUUGUGACCAAAGUGGAUUUCAGCCGUAGACGAGUGCCUGACAUGGGAGAAGUGAGAGAGAAAGAGCCAAAUAUAUUCUCUGCAAUUCCUCGCAAAUUUCUUCCCUAUCUCAAGAAUCCUUGCUGGUAUGAAGAAUUCUUUGGGAAUCUCACAGCUGAUCCAUAUGGAAAAAACCUGUAUGCUCUUUAUUCCAAGCGCUUCCAAGCAAUAUAUGACCACCUGCGCAGAGCAUUCCCAGCUCAUCUGCAUCAACAUGCAGGUAGACAGUAUCGACUGCGCUGUCUGCCCUUCUUCUAUAUCAUCGGUCAACCCAAGUGUGGCACCACAGACCUCUACGACCGGUUACGAUUGCAUCCAGAGGUCCAUUUCACCACUAUGAAGGAACCACACUGGUGGACACGGAAGAGGUUUGGUAUCAUCAGGUUGAGCAAUGGUUUUAAUAGCCCCUAUCCACUAAAGGACUACCUGGACCUGUUUGACCAAGCAGCCAAUCACAUUCAAGAUCAGCUGAUCAGCAAUUCCUCCAAAAGGCACAAACAAGUUGACAUCAUAAUUGGUGAAGCCAGCGCAUCCACAAUGUGGGACAACAACGCUUGGGUUUAUUUCUACGACAAUGGCACAGAGGUUGAGCCUCCUUUUCUGGUGCAAGAUUUUAUUCAUGCUGUCCAACCAGAUGCCAAAUUCAUCGUAAUGCUCCGAGACCCAGUCGAGAGGCUUUACUCGGACUAUCUGUACUUUGGCAUGGCUAAUAAAUCGGUGGAGGAUUUUCACGAGCGAGUAUCAGAGUCCUUGCACAUGUUUGAGGGCUGUUUGGCCGAGAGGUCUAUCCGUUCCUGCAUUUAUAACACCACUCUCAACAACCUGAUGCCUGUAAGGCUUCAGGUGGGACUGUAUGUCAUGUACUUGCUGGAUUGGCUGAGUGUGUUCAGCAGAGAGCAGAUACUCAUCCUACGACUGGAAGAUCACGCUGCCAACCGGAAAAUCACUAUGCGGAGAGUCUUUGAAUUUCUGCAGUUGGGACCACUAACUCUGCAGAAGGAGGCAGACAUCACGAAAAGCCCCGCCUCCAACACCAGACGACCAGCUAAUCGAAAUCUUGGCCCAAUGCUACCCAUAACCAAGGAGAUCCUGCAGAGCUUUUACAAGCCUUUUAACCAGCGUCUGGCCCAGGUGUUAAAGGACCCUGCUUUUCUGUGGACGUAGCCCUGGGGAAGAAGGAAUGAACAGACAUUAUUGUAAUAGAUAAAAGUGACACGAAUUAAACUCUUAGAUUUGCAAGGCCGAUGCUUGGUGGCUGGUAUCACCUUGGGCCAGGUUUUAAAUUAAAGGAAGCUAUUUCUAUAUAGUAAUACCACUGACUUUAUUUUUGCUUUCCCCUUUGGUUAUUUAGUGCUGGACACUUUCAUUAUUGCACUUUGAUACUGUGAGAGUAUUGGUUACAGUAACCACUGAUAGACACUUUAUUUAAUGUAUUGGUUUGAAUGAGCUGGAGCGUGUUUAAACAAAAAGGAAAGCAGAAACAGAAAUGGCAGUAGUCAACAUAGAAAUACUUGGAAAAAAAACAACAAAUAAGAAAACGUGUUUGUAAGAUUAUAAGUCUGUCAGACAUGGAACUCUGUUCAAUAUAUAUAUAUAUAUAUAUAUAUAUAUAUAUAUAUAUAUAUAUAUAUAUAUAUAUAUAUAUAUAAAGGAAUUGUGGACAUGGAGCACAAAACCCAUCUUGGACUUUGUACUGGGUGAAUAAAAUCUGUAAUAUAA